This is a messenger RNA of Prunus armeniaca (apricot), 198 nucleotides long. The record is from the annotation of a GenBank genome assembly. Lineage: Eukaryota; Viridiplantae; Streptophyta; Magnoliopsida; Rosales; Rosaceae.
AUGUGGAGGCUCCCAAGGACAUUAAUGAAGGUAGCUGGUAAGAAGACUUCUCAGCACAAGACAAGAGUGGCUGGUGUGGAGACUUCUUAUCCCAAGGCAUUGAUGAGGGUAGCUGGUGUGAAGACUUCUUAUCCUAAGGCAUUGAUGAGGGUGGCUAGCAAGGGAGGUAGCGAGCUUCCUACUUGUCUAUUUAAGUAG